Molecule: messenger RNA, 3473 nt
Organism: Lutzomyia longipalpis
Lineage: Eukaryota; Metazoa; Arthropoda; Insecta; Diptera; Psychodidae
Product: probable serine/threonine-protein kinase kinX
Exons: 5
Coding region: 105-3398 (1097 amino acids)
Source: RefSeq, a predicted model, not a curated record
UUCUUUGACGUUUCUUCUUUUCGCACGUGUUCUAUCAUCACUUGCUGCAUUGCGCGUAAUUUGUGAAUUUUUUAUUAUUGAUUUCCCUGUAAAGUGUGUUAAAAAUGUCUAAAUUUAAUAUUACAAAAGAUGAAGAGGACAUCCUACUGUCCCAGGAAAAUGUGAGAGUCACAAGAUCAACAGCCAGGAGGUUGGGAUCCGUGGAAAGGGACGUCCAAGGGACCCCAAAAAGAUCACAAUCCAUGCAGUCUCUCGAUGUAAUCUCCGAAGAUGGCUCACCGCCGAAAGAGAAAUCCACAAGGGGGGCGAAAAAAGCAUUGCAGCUGUCACCCAUCCGGGAGAAAGCAGACUCUCGCACCGCAACCCCCACAAGACGGACCCGGAAAACGUCGGCUUUGUUGGAUUCACCUCAACCACAAAGUCGUCGUUCAUCCAGACGUCUUUCAGCAUUGGGUCAGAGUGUGGAGGACGUCUCUGUGGCACAGAAUGGGCAUACCACACGUGAGGUCACCUUCAAUGAAUCCCCGGAACAGGAGAAACAGCACCAAACGUUCCCGAAAACCCCAAAAGCAUCAAAAAUCAAGGAGACGCUAUCGAAAAGAAUUCAGCGAGGUAUUCACCCGGAUAAACAGCCUGUGGUGGUAUUAAUUCGUCUAACGCCGUCAAUGCUUUCAGAUGAGUUGAUCCAAAAAAUGCAGGACAAUCUGGGCGAGAAAGCUACUGCAGAAGAUGAGGCUAAAGAAGAUGAAACAGCCACUACUAAAGAAGAAGAAGAAGAGCAACUGAACAAGAGCACUAUGGAGGAACACAACAAGAGUGCUGGAAGUAUUGACUCUUCAGACACAAAGGAGUUUGAAGACACCGUAAAAUAUCCCACCAGCUGGACAACGUCUGUGUCAAGGAAAAGUUCAGAUGCGCCAAUUGAUGCUUUCGGUGUUCGUGGACCCAGUGAAGAUGAAGAGGAGGAGCAAAAGCAAAAAAUACAAAAGGAUAAAUUGAAGAAAAAGAAUGAGAAAUUGGUGGCCAUUAAAGAUUCCGAUGAAGAUGACGAAGAAGAGGAGGAGGAAGAAAAAUGCGAAUUUGUCGAUGAUGAAGCAAUGGAAGCGUCAGACGGUGAAGAUUCAAUGGAUCCUGAGGAGCGAGAAUACCUUGAGCAGAAUGAAAUUCCAGAGGGGGGAGAGGAAAUUGGGUCAGAAGAUACAUACAGCGAAAAUGGUGGAGAUGAGGAGGAAGCAGAAGAAAAUGAUGAUUUUAUUGUUUUCUCUGACAAAGAGGUUACGUCAGAUGAACAGGACUCUCUGGAUGAACUCGAGGAGAAAGCAGAAUCGGUGAAAAAGGCCCGGAAGAGAAUUGUGGAGCCUGAAGAAAGUACCGAUGACGAAGUUCCGGAAGCAGUUUCAGAAACAGUUGAAUUUUAUAAAUCCACAUCACUGACUAAAUUCUCCGGUAUGACUUUGUCCAAAUUGCUUGAGAAUCCGAAGACACCAGUAAUUGAUCACGAUGUAACAAUGAUUUCACUCGCCUCCACCGAUGGGAAGAAGAAGAAAACACCGAGAAAAUCUGAGUGUAAACCUCGCAGUCUUGAGGAAGAUCUUGCUGAUGGUGAAUGUGAAAAUCCAAAGGAAAAAUCUAUGAUUGUGGAGGAAACUUCCUCUCCUGGUGUGGAAAAGAAGAAAACACCACAAAAAUCUAUGGAUCUUCUCAACAUUUCUCGUGAAAAAUCUCCCAAGGAAAAGCUAGUUGAAGUGGAAAGUUCAAAGAAAGUCGUUGAAACUGAAUCACAGGAAGAAGAGAUGGAAGAAGAAUCUUCACCUGUAAAAGAAAUUAAGAGCAAAACUCCAGUGAAAGAUGUUAAGGGGAAAUCUUCUACUGCGAAAGAAGUUGAGGUAAAAUCUCCUUCCGUGAAAGAAAUUGAGGAAAAGACAGCAGAAGAGAAAGAAGAGGAUUCUCCACCUGAGGAAUAUUUCGAUGCUGAGGAAUCAGAUACAGAUCAGGAGGAGGAUGCUCAUAAAGCAGAAUCAACUGAUUCUAGUGAUGAUGAAGACUCAGAAGAAGAUGGCGAUGUAGAUGAAGAUGAAGAGGAUGAUAAAACGGACGAAGAGCAGCAAACAAAUAUGAAAAAUUCUGGCAAUGAUAAUACCUCUGACGUCUUGGCACGGUGUAAUCAAUUUUUGAUGAAGCGCAAUGAAGAGAAAGCCGCACAGAAGCAAAUAAAUGAGGAGAAGAAGGCAAAAAGGCGAGCAGCGAAGGAGAAGAAGCAACAACGCAAGAAGGAGAUGGAAGAAAAAUUAGCCGAACAGGAAAGGAUAAAGCAGGAAUUGAAGGAGAAGAAAAUGCGCCUGAAGCAAGCUAUUCAAAAGUUGGAAACAUCUGGUAAAGAUCAUCAACAAGCGGACAAGUCCAAGAAGCCUCAGCACGAUCAAAUCUCUUCUGAAGAAUCUAUUCAAGUAGAGAAAUCCAAGAAGAAGAAGAAGGAGAAAACAGAAGAAGCCUCAGCUGGAGUACUUCCUCAGCCAGAGAAAGUCAAAAAGAAGAAAAAGUUCUCCAACGAGCGAUCUACCAAUGAAGAUACUCACUUGCAAGAACCGCCAAAAAAGAAGAAGAAGCAAAAGCAGGCUGUUGUGGUUGAAGAAAAUCCUCCCCCAGAGACUCAAAUGCUGAAAAAGAAAAAGGUCAAACCCCAAGAGAAAGAACCAGAUGUUGAGCCAGCGCAUGAAGCGGAAGUACCGAAAGUGAAGAAGCAGAAGAAACGCCAACAUGAGGAGAUUCAGGAAGUGCAAAUUGUGUCAGAAAAGAAGAAGCGUUCCAAUGAUCAGCCAAAGCGUCUUCCCCUAAGUCUCCACAACCAACCAUCGACAUCAGGGGCCUCUACUUCAGCCAAAAGGAAGCGCACAGGGGAGGAUGGUGAUGAGAAUCCUACCGUGAAAAGGAGGAGUAUUGAGCCUCCAAAAACUCUCGAGACAAAAGUGGGAACUUUCCUUGUAACUGAUAAAGACUCCCGCUUAAGUGCCUUUAGCCAACUUGAUCUCAUCCGGAAGGCAAGGGUCACAAAGCAAUUUAAACGGGAACGAAAGAUGAAGAAGAAAAAGAAGGAAAUUCCUGAGCCUUCUCUGGUCUUCCCACAAGUUUACUGGCCAAAUAUUGGCACGUUCACCGUGUGUGAUUUUCGGCCAGAUACAAAAGUCCUGACUGGCGGAGGGAACCAGGAAUUUGUUGUUAAAACACUGGAGACGAAGAAGAAUAAGAACAAGAAGGCAUCAGCAACCACUGUUGAACCAUCCGUGGCUGGGAAUGCAGCGAUGAAUUUCAAGGAGUCGAAAUUAUAUGGAACUGGAACUUCUCGUGAAUCCUCGAAGGACCUCAUACACCGCAAGAUAAAGAAAUGUACAAGAAAUUAAAGAAAUAAUCUUUGUUUUGUGAAAAUUUAUUAACUUUAUUAUAAGGAUAUGUAAUUAUAUUCCGCUUUCUUCUAA